Messenger RNA from Quercus lobata, 436 nucleotides. Its product is annotated as thioredoxin H-type-like. NCBI's taxonomy places the organism in Eukaryota, Viridiplantae, Streptophyta, Magnoliopsida, Fagales, Fagaceae. The record is from RefSeq and is a predicted model, not a curated record. Bases 1 to 351 code for a protein of 116 amino acids. The transcript is spliced from 3 exons.
AUGGCGGAAGUGAACCAAGUGAUUGAUUGCCACACUGUUGAGGCUUGGACUCAGAACAUUGAAAAGGGAAAUGAGUCUAAGAAACUGGUGGUGGUGGAUUUCACAGCAUCAUGGUGUGGACCAUGCCGUUUCAUUGCCCCAAUUGUGGUAGAGAUGGCUAAGAAUGCCCCUAAUGUCAUAUUCUUGAAGGUUGAUGUAGAUGAAUUGAAGACUGUAGCUGAUGAAUGGGCUGUGGAGGCGAUACCAACCUUCUUGUUCUUGAAAGAAGGCAAAUUAGUGGACAAGGUUGUGGGUUCAAAGAAAGAGGAGUUGCAGAUGACUAUAGCAAAGCAUGCCACUACUGUUGAAUGAUAUGUAAUAUGGAGGAUAUAUAAACCCCACUACUGUUUUGAGUUUUUUCUAGUUUUCAUUGGAUAAUAAGAAUAGAGCGAUGGCU